CAUCUCGCCUCUGUAGACAUUUCACGCUCCAAUGUCGUGCACUAGCCCGACGAGGACGGAAGACUAUCCUGUGUCUUCACCAAUCACGAAACCGGACAACCAUCAACACAAUCCACUGUCAGACAUUCUUCCAUCCUCGUCCUCUUCUCAUCUAUUCGUCUACAGACUGCUCACGGUCCGCAAGCUCCAACAACAAAACUGACAAUGACAGUAAUUCAAUGUAUCACAGACAGUUAGCAACUUCACCGACUGCCGAAACGCCGCCGCCAUCUCUCGUCGCGUCACUGGUGGAGAGGAGUCCGUCGUGUCUUCAGCCCUAUUUGCGUUUGACAAGAGUUGAUCGUCCGAUUGGAUCGUGGCUGCUGUAUUGGCCGUGCGCCUGGAGUAUUGCGCUUGCUGGCGAGUCCGGUUGCUUGCCGGACGUCAGACUCUUGUGUCUGUUCGGAGUCGGAGCUUUUCUGAUGCGAGGCGGAGGAUGCAUUGUCAAUGAUCUGUGGGACAGCGACGUAGACGGAAAGGUUGCUCGCACUGCGACCAGACCGCUGGCAUCAGGACAGAUUUCAAAGGAGAUUGCCAUUCUAUUAGUUGGACUCCACGGUCUUGCCGCUCUUCCAAUUUUACUGAGUCUAAACACGUACAGUGUUUGGUUGGGAGUGGCCAGCAUUGUGCCUGUUCUCAUAUAUCCCUAUAUGAAAAGAAUUACCAACUGGCCACAGUUGUGUCUUGGUAUUGUUUUUAAUUGGGGAGCAAUGCUGGGAUAUUCUGCAGUUCGUGGUUAUUGUGACUGGUCUGUUGUUUUCCCUCUUUAUUUUGGCUGCAUAUGCUGGACAAUGAUCUAUGAUACUGUUUAUGGACAUCAAGAUAAAGAAGAUGAUGCCCUGCUAGGCCUCAAGUCAACAUCACUAUUGUUCGGAAGCAAAACGAAGCCUAUCCUGUCUGCCUUCCUUUUCACAAUGCUAUCAAGCCUGAUCGUGUCGGGAAUACAAUCACAACAGACCUGGCCCUACUAUGCAGCUACACUGAUCUCUGCAUCCCUGUUGAGCAAACAGAUCUACAGUGUGAAUCUCGAUAACCGGCAAGAGUGUGGACAAAUGUUCAGAGACAGUUGGGGGCUGGGCUUGCUGAUGUUCACUGGUCUAAUCAUCAGUACAUUGCUCAAACAUCCUGCUGAAGAAGAGAAGACCGAACGAGUUGCUUUUGAUACUCCAAGUGUAUAA
Molecule: messenger RNA, 1217 nt
Organism: Corticium candelabrum
Lineage: Eukaryota; Metazoa; Porifera; Homoscleromorpha; Homosclerophorida; Plakinidae
Product: 4-hydroxybenzoate polyprenyltransferase, mitochondrial-like
Exons: 6
Coding region: 219-1217 (332 amino acids)
Biological process (GO): ubiquinone biosynthetic process
Cellular component (GO): mitochondrial inner membrane
Source: RefSeq, a predicted model, not a curated record